AUGGAAAUUUACAUUAUUGUCGACCAAGCACUUCCAUCCGACGUUCGAGAGGUCUACAAUAAUUUAAAUCAAAACGUGACAGUCUACUCAACUAUUGGAGCUCUCAGUCUUCAAACCAUUCCGAGUCGGAUCAACUUUGUUCUGAUGUGUGGAUCUGUGUUCAUCUGGCCAUUUAUCAGUUUUUACUUCAGAAGGUAAAAACAGACUUGGCUACAUGAUUAUUGCCUAGCAAUCGAAAAAUUAAUUGAAAAGCAGAGUAUUCACAAAUUUUUUCAGCCAAAUUCUCCAAAUUGUCAACGAUCAUAUGGAGCAGUCGUCAAUUGCAAAAAAAUCGCAAAAUCGUUCCUUCAUCACUGUAAGUUCAUCUUCCAGACCGGUUUUUUCAUCACCACUAUGGUUUGUACUUUAGGGACUCACCAUCCAAGCCCUACUUCCACUCUGCUCCUACUUCCCCGUCUUCGCUCUGUAUGUCUAUUGCAUAUUCACUCGUAAGUCUCAACUGCAAAUCUCCGAAAUUCUACUGAUUUUCACAUUUCAGAUCAGGAAAUUCUGUUUCAACAGUUCUUCAUGUACAUCUUCUCAUCGCUUCCAGCUCUUCUUGAUCCCAUGAUUACACUGUAUUUUGUGGUCCCUUAUCGUAGGACUUUGAUGAGAUGGUGCAGUGUUAUGAACUCGCCCCCAGUAGUUCCCACCACAGUAUCGGUUGUGCUCUAG
Molecule: messenger RNA, 714 nt
Organism: Caenorhabditis sp. 36 PRJEB53466
Lineage: Eukaryota; Metazoa; Nematoda; Chromadorea; Rhabditida; Rhabditidae
Source: the annotation of a GenBank genome assembly